AUGAGGGCCAAGAGUGAACGCGUAUACAAGCCUGGUGCCAAGGAGGAGUGGCGAGUGGUAUACUGGAUCUACCCGCAAGAGAAACUGAAGAACAACCGCAAACAGGUUUCUUUCUCAUCGAUCAAAUAUGGGGACCAGGGAGCUCAGAACAAAGCGUGGGCAGUGAUCCGGUACAUCAACCACUACGGGCGCGUGCCGGAGGACAUCAAGAAUCCGCCAAUGACUCUCGAGGCGUGCUGCAACUUGUGUUAUCCGCACUGUAUCAAAGAGCACGUGGCUUCGUGCCCAAACUGCGUCGACCCGCCUACAGAGCGUUACCACCACGGCUCGCCCGCGGUUUCUUGCGCGAGUUCGUCCGCGGGCCCCUCGCCGGGCUCCUCGAGCGCGGUUUGGCGCCAAAAGUCGAGUGGAGAGGAAAGGCCCCGGAACGGCGAGGCCGGCCCUAGUGACGGUUCGGGUCUCUCCUCGCCGGCGUCUGCGCAUCCGCGGUCGCAGUUCCCGUCAGGUGUCCACACAGAGAGUGGAGGCGAGAAAGACGACGACGCCCUCUCGUCGCUGCCGGACCUAACGCCUCUCGACUCCCUCUCGCCGGUGCUGUCGGCGUCGCCCUGCGACUUCCGCGGAAUGCAGAGACCCAAGGAGUCCGGGGAGAAGUCGCCUCCACUCUGCGGCCGGAGCCGGCGGAACUCGAUCGCCAGCUUCGCGGGCUCCACUGCCUCGCCCUCCGUCGCCGCGAAGCCCGGACGGCCUUGCGAGUCGCCGCCGAAGGCUGGCAGCAAGCUCCGGAGCGGGACCAGCAGUCGACGCAGCAGCGUCUCGCUCCGAGCCACGCAGUCCGGCAGUCAGGUGCGGGGGCCCGCGAAGGCCCGGCGGCUCGACACUGGCGACCGCGCGCGCCCGUGUGGAACGGAUGACGGCGACUUUGACGACUUUUCUUCCUCUCCAGACCUCAGCAACGUCAGCGUGUCCAGCAGCGCGUGCUCGCCCCUCGUGGGUGUCUCUGCGGGCCGAGGGGCCUUCCAGGGCAACCCUCCCUUCUCGCCGCUUCUUCUCCCCGGCUCGGCUGCGGGUCGGGCGAAGACCGAAGGCGGCGCGAGUCUCAGCGGGGCGGCGCGGUCGGGGCGUGAGACGCCCGACCAGCCCGCGCCCACCGCCACUCACUCCUCCGGCGACGAGGCUGCAGCGAGUUCAGUCGACGAAGGCGCGACUGGAGGCCGCGAGUUUCCCAAGGCGCGCCCAACCCGAGGUCGACGGCCUUCCGUGGGGUCUUCUGGAGGCGAGCCGCAGGGGCCCAAUCGCGAAGAGGAGGGUGGGGCCUGGGGUCACGACUCGUCGGGCUCGAUGUCUCUUCUGCCGCCCCCCGCCUUCUCGCCUUUUGGGCCUCAACAACAGAGAGACGAGCCUUUCGCGUCAACUUCGCAAAACAGGGGCGACCGCGCAUGCCCGCCCCCUCUGGCUGCGCGAGGCGGGCCGUCGGGACGGUCGCUCCUCGCCGACGCAGUCCAGCAGCUCUUGAGAGGCGCGAGUCUGCGCACGCACUUGGUGUCGGGCGACGGCAACGACGAAGCCUCAAAGAAAGAUCCCUUCGCGGGGCGCGCCUCCGGGUUCGUUCGCCCCACCGCUGAGUCCGGAGGCAGGCCGGAAGAGCGGCCGAACGCGCUCGCGUCGAGUGCGGAGGCCCUUUUGACGUCUCUGAGAAACGGGAUGAAUCUCGACCAAGACCACGGGACCCGGGGGCCGGGGACUGUCUCCCUGGCGUCUACCACCGCGCUGCUGGCUGCAGUCGCCAUGAGAGUCAAAGAGCGGGAAAACGCAAAGGCCAAAGCUGCCGAGGAAGACUCUAACGGGGUGUCUGGGCUGAGCGACGGAUCGAACAGAAAGUCGACGGAGGCGGUCUCUCUCCCGCGCGCAAACGAGGGGGUUCCCCAGAAACCUGUGCCUUCUCCGGCAGGCGCGAGUCCGCCGGCGGGGCGUGCGGCGUGGCGCGCAGUCUCCGGAGGGCCUCCGCCUGGGGCGCAGGUGGCCGGCGAGAAGAAAGUGAAGGACGACGAGGCCGACCAGGACGAGCAGAUCCAGCGCCUCCACCGCUUUUUGAACGCGAACGGAAUCGUCGUGACGGAGGCGUUGCAGGCCGCGGCUUCCCGCGGGCCCCGAGGAAAACUGCGGGCAGUAGACGAAACCGACAAGGCGCUCGCUACCGUCAGGGGUCGGCCCGUCCCGGGGGCGAGCGGGAACGCGUUUCGGGGCGCGCAGCGGCGAGGCGCGAACGCAGGGCGCGAGGCGUGGAGGCCCGGCGCUCAGCUGGGCGCGGGGGCCCUGAACUUGUGCUCGCCGCAGCGGCGCGAAGGCGCUCCGGCCGUUGACAGCUGCUCGGGCGAGGGCGAGGAGAAGCCCAGUGGAGAAGAGCGGAAAGACGAGGGCGUGGUGAACGUCUAUCAGGUGUAUGCGCAGCACAUUCUCCACGAUAUGGUUCAGAGUCAAGUGGUCGGGGCGCGCGAGGGCCCCGACCCGCUGAAGGAGUUGCUGCAUGCGUCCAACUUCUUCGCCAUCGACGCGAGGAAGCGUUUCCUCCAGAGGGCAGGGUGCAAGACGAGACGCGACGACGAAGCCGACCGGCUUGGCUCCGCGACGCAUGCAGGCAGGACUGGCGAGAGCCCGCCGUUGAGCCCGGAGCGGCGCGCAGAGUCGCGGGCGCCGACUCCACCUGCAGACGUUGCGGGAGGCCAGCCGGCCUUUCCGAGCUCCUCUCGGAGCAGAGGCUAUCUCCCGUCCGCGGGUGCGGGGGUGACGACGCGCAUGACGACGCGCGCGGCGACACGGGCCAGUCGCGGCGGGUGCGGGGCGACGCACGCCAGUGGCGCGGGCGAGGAAGAGAAGGAGACCCCGUGGAUGUGCAACGGCGUGCCGGUGAGCUGUAGAGAUCCGUUCCUGAGCGAGGACAAAGACACACAGCAGUACUACAACUGCGGGCAACCGUGCGGCGGGAGCGACUGGGGCGACCGGCGGCUCGUGGGUCUGGGCGCGGGGCUGCCGACCCGUCGGCAGGGCCUGCGCAGUGGGGCGGCGGAAGAGCGGGGGCCCGGCGUGGGCCGAGGCGGGCGAGACGAGGAAGAGGAGCCGGGGAAGCACGAGGAGACGGAGGAGGAGGCUGACGGGAACGACCCGACGACGUUCAACUGGCAGGCGAACUCGGCGCUCCGCCAACAGAGAGCGGCGCUGAAGCUCUUGAAGGAGAUCACGCAGUGGGGGUGGAAGUCCAUCUACGAGCACGAGGACUUCUUCCUCGAACAGCUCGUCAAGAAGCAACUGAAGACAGCCGCGCGCGUCCUCGAGAACGAGAUCGUGAAAUAUUCCUUCCCGCAGCUGUUGCCGGUCUUGGGUGACGCAGACCGAGAUGUGCGCCUUUCAAAGGGGCGAAGCCGCCGGAGGGACGGGCUCCUGGCAAGUUGGGGCCGGGAAAAUCGGGCCUGGCUGCGCGCCGCGGGGAACGAAGAAGCGCCGAGCGGCGUGGCCAACGCCGAGGAAGAAGACGAGGGAGAAGGGGAAAACGCGCCGCAGCGAGAGGUUCGCAUCGAACCCCAGGACUUCUUUUCGGGCUGCGACUCGCCAGUCCGGUGGGGCGCGGGAGAAGAGGGCCUGCCGCCGGGGGGCGGCGAAGACCGGGACGGUUUCCGCUCUCCGUCCGAGGACCGGUGGCGAGGCGAGCUUAUUGUGGAGCAGGAACACCACAUGAUCCACGGGCCGAUGCGAAGAGACAAGCAACUGGGCCGCGCGCAGCCAGGCCCCUUUUCUGUUUCCGCGAAGACGUCGUCGCUCUCUACAGAUUCCGAGUCGGGACAAGCCCAGUUGUCUGCCCGUUCGAGCUCAGGCGUACAGACGCCCCCUGAGGCAGCCGUUUCCGGCGAGGAGCCGGCUGUGGGAUCUCUCUGUGAAGCGACGGCGAAGCAGUACCUAGAGAACCCUGAGGAGUAUGUGCGCCUUGUGGCCCGCCAGGGUGGCGCGAAGCGUGAGUCGUUCGUGACUGUGGCGGAGGCCCUGGCGUCGACAAAGCGGGCGAACGUCUCGGGGCGCCAAGGCUCAGAUUCCGCGGGAGAAUGCCCAACAGAGCGAAAAGAGAAGACCCCCCUCAGUCUCGAGUGCCUAGCGCGCCUCCUUGCAACUGCCGCUGCUAAUCGGCAGAAGGCUUCAGCCAACACGGAGAACAUGCGUCGCUGGCGACCGCGGUCGGAGGCGACGCGCGAUACCCCUGGAGCCCAAGGCCCCGGAGGCGCGCAGCCGGCGAGUGGGGCGGGGCCCCGGCCCCCCGCGAGCCGCGGGGGGCGACCUGGCCCGUACGGCGUGUCAGCUGCGCCUACCGUCCAGUUGGGGGCGUCUCCUUCGGAGCCUGCGUUGCCGGCUCGCCUCUGGAACGCGCUGCGGGGACACAGCAACGCGGCCGAGGACGCGCAGCCCUCGGCAUCUCUGUCUCCUCCCGAGGGCGACUCGCACAGCGCGGAGGCAGAUCACCGCACGACUCCAGCAGGCAAGGGCUCCCCGCUCCCGAUGAAGGCGUGGCUCGAGCGAUUGCUGGCGGCGGCUCGUCAGACAACCGGCACUGCGGCCGAGGGGCAGAGUCCCCCGCUGUCCCCUCCGUGUGCCUCGCCCCUCGAUCUCAAGGCCGCCACGCGGUCUUCGUGUGCGUCGGCACUGAUUGACCAAGUGACGCGGCUGCUGGCGAAGCGACAAGAAGAGAGGAGACAGGCGCAGAUGCGCGAAGUCGAGAGGAAACUCUUGCAGAUGCAAGAAGAGCAACGCGACAAAACGGUGAACUCCCAGCUCGCACUGGACGCCAUCGACAGGCGGACCCGCGGGCUCGCGGGGCUGGGCCCUUUGGAGAAAGGCGGCGCUGCCGGCCUGUCUCUUCGGUCGGCCCAGACACCGCAAAGGAAGAAGGCUCCGGAGGCUCAGACGGCAGGCUGUGAGGGCCAGGCGGCCCAGCGAUCCGGCGCGCCUGUCGGUCAGGUCGGGCUGUCGCAGCUGCGCAGAGGCGAACUCAAGGGAGAUUCGUCGCGGGGCCUCGGGGGCGCUGGAGCCCGGACCGCGUUCGCUGGCGAGACCCCACAGGCGACGGGCGUGACGGAGACAGUCAGGCAGGGAGGAGACAGACCGGCCGGAGACGCGGAGCGAAGGGGUGGGGAUCACGUCUCGAAGGGCGACGCGGACCCGAAUGUGUGGCCUUCGAAGCCCGAGACGAAGCCACCGAGGCCGGGGGAGCGGCGACUGGGCACGGAAGGGGCGAACGGAGAGGGCCUGUGUGGUGUCUCGAAGAAAGUGUCUCCGAUGCUUCUCGCCACUCCAGGGUUGAGGGGGAACCCGGGCAGUAUGCCGGCGUUCAACGCAAGACCCGAUAGCGGACUAGGCGAGGAGACGUACUCAAGUUCAGCUGCCUUCGCGGCGCGAGGCGCACUGUCUUCUUUCGCAUCGGCGUUCAGAUCAAGCGCCUCGCCUCUUGUGACGAGCUCCUCGAUGGAAGAGCGGGGCGCGUGUUCAAAAACGGGGACAACCGCAGGUUUCUCGGCAGAGAGCGGCGCCGGUUUGACCAGCGAGGGAGUCAGCACGGCGCACACAAGCGCUGCGGCGUCGCCCUCGUUUCCUGCAGUGGCGGCUUCUGCCUCGGGAGGCACGACCCACGCCCAGGGCCCCAUCCGGGGGGUUGGGCCGUUGGUGUCGGAGACCGCAGCGGCAGGCCAGGCGGCGGAGCUCCCACGGACAGAGACAGCGCGGAAGAGAGAGCGAGAGACUUGUCGGGAGAUUUCAGGCAGCGCGCCUGCGAAGCACGCGCGGUUGGACGAACGGGAAGCGAAGAGCGAGAGGUACCUCCCCGAAGACGCAAAGAACCUCAACCCCUUCCACACAGUCUUGGAAGGCUCUGGAGAGAUCAACAGCAGCAGUUCGGGCUGCUUCUCGCUGAGCGACUCCAGUGGGGCGUGGACCGGCGAGGAAGUGUCGACGAGUGAGGGGAGUCUCGCCGUGUCCUUCUCGGCGUCUUCCGUGUCGCUCUUGGGCCACCGCGAAGAGUCGUCUGAGUAUCGAUCCGCGGCAGACGUCUUUGAAGAGAAGUCCGGCCACGAGGCCAAGGGAGACGAGAGCCUCGCCCGCGAAGACUUUGCGGCAGAGCCGUUCCUACCCCGGGCAGAAGCUGUGGGGUCCAACGCGCGCGCCGACUAG
Neospora caninum is the source of this 6207-nucleotide messenger RNA. RefSeq lists its product as hypothetical. The transcript has 3 exons. NCBI's taxonomy places the organism in Eukaryota, Apicomplexa, Conoidasida, Eucoccidiorida, Sarcocystidae. Bases 1 to 6207 code for a protein of 2068 amino acids. The record is from RefSeq and is a predicted model, not a curated record.